Ruditapes philippinarum (Manila clam) is the source of this 5530-nucleotide messenger RNA. Its product is annotated as neuroendocrine convertase 2-like. The transcript is spliced from 12 exons. NCBI's taxonomy places the organism in Eukaryota, Metazoa, Mollusca, Bivalvia, Venerida, Veneridae. Gene Ontology annotation, molecular function: serine-type endopeptidase activity. The annotation marks the transcript as partial. Gene Ontology annotation, biological process: protein processing. Gene Ontology annotation, cellular component: trans-Golgi network; Golgi membrane. The record is from RefSeq and is a predicted model, not a curated record.
CUUGUGUCAAAUAUAUUCUUGUUUGAAGCAAAUCUUUCUAACACGGCGGGCAAAUCUUCUGACAUUGAAAGUUUCAAGAAGCAUUUCGGGAAUAAGGUUGAACAUGCAGAAAGGCGGGAAAAAGUGAUUGUUAAAUAUUACAAGUGGAGAAAUCAAAGUAGCGAUAAACAAACGCUUGAACGAUGGCUACUUAAACCAAUCAAGAUUGAAAACAAAAAGCAGUGCUGGCCAUACUAUGGGAUGGACAUCCAGGAAGCAUGGUCACUGGGCUACACAGGACUUGGCGUCAAUGUUGCUAUUGUAGAUAUUGGGGUAGAUGUUGACCACCCGGACUUAAAACGAAAUAUUGAUUUGAAUCUUUCGUACAGUUUUGUGGACAAAAAUUACAGCUUUGUUAGUCCUGACCGUUUUAGAGACUACAUGGAAACCGAGGAAGUAACAAGUCAUGGGACAAUGGCGGCUGGACUUAUUGGUGCGGAAUUUGGUAAUCUAAUAUGUUCUGCUGGAGUUGCAUUUAAUGGAAAGUUGGCAGCUCUAAAAGUGUUCCAAAUAAACAAGCAUUACAUCAGUUUGGCAAUAAAAGAGGGAUUUCCAUUUUCAAUAGUUAAUGUCCCUUCUGCACUUGAAUAUAAACGACAAGACAUAGAUAUUUAUUCUUGUAGUUUCAAUCUUCAUAAUAAAUACAAAUCGGCAACCCCAGAGAUGAAGACAGCGUUACAGGAAGGAGUUCUGAAGGGCAGAGGGGGUAAGGGGAGCAUUUUUGUAUUUUCUGCAGGAAAUAAAAAAGGUCCGGUUUAUGACUGUAACAUGGAAGCUCUUGCAAACAGUAUUUAUACGAUUACAAUUUCUAGUGUUGGCAAGGACGGCUCGAUACCUUCUUAUGCUAUACCCUGUGCCACUACCUUGGCUUCUACAUAUGGAGAGUUUAAUACACUCAGAGGUCCAAAGACUUUGGAAACUACAAGUCACGAUGGCAUGUGCGAUUACUUUAAAGGAACUUCAGCAUCAACAACUUUAGCGUCUGGAAUAAUUGCUUUAACCUUACAAGCAAAUCCUAAGCUGACUUGGAGAGAUGUUCAACACAUAAUAGUACUAUCUUCUUCUCACGAAAGACUUGAACAUACCGGAAGAGUCGGAAGACUAAUGAAAAAUGCUGCCGGGCUACAGUAUACUUCUUUCUUUGGAUUUGGAUUGAUGAAUGCUACGGCUAUGGCAUUGUUGGCUGAAAAAUGGUCGACUGUACCACCUCAAAUACAAACUACAGUAUACGAAACAAAAAGAGAAAAUCGGCUACUCCAUCAAGAUGCGAUAGCUGUAACAGUUCAAGUGGGACCAUGUGAAAAGAGUGAACAAAGUGUGACUUUCUUGGAGCAUGUACAAGUAGAGCUGAAAUAUGAUAAACAGUUUGAAGCUUUGUUGGACAUAUUGCUUUGUUCGCCGUCGAAUUCCUGCUCACUUUUACUAAACAGGAAAGCCUAUGACGGGAAACAUGAUUACAAAACUAACUCAUAUCAUGGUAAACGAUACUGGAAUUACACAUCAGUACACUUUUGGGGAGAAAAUCCUACUGGACAUUGGGUUCUGAUUGUUCAUAAGAGCAAUCAUCUUGAUCAUGAAUUGUUUAAACUGCAAAGAGUUGCAUUAACGUUAUAUGGAACAUCACACAACCCCUCAGAGAGAUUUUAUAACGUGCAUUACUAUGAUAAUAAUUUGAAAGAGCAGGGAUUUUUUAAUCUAACUGAGUGGUAUAGCAAGUUUAAACAUUAUGUGAAAAAUGAACUUCCAAAGAAUUCUAAAGACAGAACUGAAGGUGCUUUGAAAGAGUCUAGUCAAGGAUUUACAGGCAAUGAAGUGUAUAUCGCCGUCGUUACAAGUUUUAUAAUAUUUGUUAUAAUUCUAGUUGGUUGCUACUGUAAGGAAUUCAAGGAAGCUUUGCCUUAGUACGCAUAGAACGAACCAUUCUUGAUUCACAUGCCUCGUUUCAUUUACGUUAAUUAUGAUAGGAUGGUGCUUCUAGUUUAAAAUUUACUCAUGUCUCUAAUAUAACACUAAUAGAGUAAUUGUCCCGAUUAUCCAUCAAUAUUCAAUAAACUAGAAAUUAAUUAUGUAAAUGCAAUCUUCGGCAAACUGAUAACAAGAAUUAGUCAUGUUUUGUCGUUUGAUAUUUGAAGACAAUGGACUUUAUUCAAGAUAAAAGAAUCGAUUUGUUCAUAAUGAUAGAAUGGAUUAAGUUCUUAAUGAAAGAAUUAGGCCUGGUUUAAAAUGACAGAAUGGGAGUUUAAAAUGAAAGAGAAAACGAAAGAAGCAAAAGUCAAAAUAAAAAUAAAAAGGAUCAUUUGUGAUAUCAUGUUGUAAUAUUUUUAGUUUAGAUCUAUAUAUAUCAACAUCUUAUAACGCCUUUAAUUUGACUUUAUCUAUAACAAUUGUGACCACUUUGUUUUGAUUUACAGAAUAAAUUCCUUUAUUGAAUUUUGAUCCAUGUUCAAGAAAGAGCAUAGGUGAGUCACGACAUUAGCAGAGCAUAUUUUCUGGUUUUAAAAUCAAACUUUUGUACUAUUUGCAUAGAAAUCUAGCCCAUAAAGUACAGCUUAAAGGAAAAGAAUCUUUAUUUUUAGUAUAGUCAUUUAUAUACAAACUAUUUGUUUUAAUUUUACAUAAUGAUAAGAAUAACAAGCAACAUUUUUCUGCCGGGUAAGCGCAAAUACUCAAUCAAGAAGUCAUUAGUUUACUUAUAUUGUUUUAUGUCAUUUUCUUUAUUAUUAUUUACCUUAAGAUAUUUUGAUGUGUAAAAUUCCUGUACACCUCUAGCAAAAAAGGGUUAUAGAAAUCUGUAAAAGAAGAAGUGAUCCCUCUGAAGCACUGAAUACACAUAUAUUUCAUGAAAACUGCAGUUUCGGUUUGAUAGAACACGUUCAUGAGAUAAAAUGUAAAAGUGCAACAUCUCUCACAUACCAUAGCACCGGCUUAAGUUAUUUUUUAUAUGCAACACAUCGUCCUUGAUCCUAAAGGCCAAGAAAAUCUUACAAUACUGAUCCAAUGUGAUGUACAGGACAACCUUUUACAGCUGCGAUUUCUUUUGGGUAUUCAGCUAAACCUUCUCUCCGCCCUGUGGACCACUCAUCUUAUGUACAAAAACAACAUAGAUAUGGAUGAUAGGAAUGUAGUGCCGUUCUCUUUUGAUAUCUUGGUAAAGAUGCAUUUAUAAGGAUGCAUUUAUCUUAAGAUCCUAAAACAAAUUUAAGGUGUUCGAAACGACAACAAACAAUGCAUUGUAUGUAAAAUUUUGUUAAAAACUAUAAUAUCAGUCAUUAGUUAAAUGUUUAUCUAGAUAAACGGAAAUUCCCGGGAACACUUAUGAAUACAGUCACUUUUUUAGAGACUAAUAACAUGAUUUAGUUAAUACCUGCUCAUUUUAUGUUUGUAAAAUUCAAUUGGUUACCAGUAUUUGUUGAAUCACAAUUCAGUCGUAAGUAAUAAAAAAGGUUAAUGAUUAAAGAUCAAGAAAGAAUGAAACCCGGCAUGCUGAACUUCAAGCUUUAUGAAAACUAGAAGUUUAUAAUAUAAUAACUACUUAUUUUUGUUAUAAAAUGUUUUUAAAUAAAAUUACUAAUGACAAACAGUACAAUCCUUAAACAAAAAGGUCGCUGUAGAAAUAGAAAUAAUAGAUUAUGUAUAAAAUGUAAUAUGCAAGUUAUUGCAAAUGAAUAACAUUUUUAUUUGAAUGACAUUCUUUUUCUGAUUUAAGAAUUAGCAUAGCGAAGUUUGAUUAUAUUUUAAGGCAUAUUGGAAUCUAUUUCAAAACAAUUGCAGUGAUAAAUCUAGCUAGAUAUAAUUACUUUUCUUUAAAUAAAAAAACUGGUAAGUUUUCUGUAAAGUUAUUUAAGUAAAAUGAUAUUAACUCAAAGCUUUUUUUCCUGAUAUUUCUUGUCAUCAUGUUACAAUGUCAUAAUCGUUAUUAUACUUUACUUUUCUGUGGUUUAUAAAUAUAUAGAUAUCAGGUAGUAUACAGGCGUAUAAUUAAUUGUCUUAACUUGAAAUGUGUCGUCACGCCACAGAUGCCCCCGCAUGCAGCCAAAUUUUCAAAUGUUAUAAUAAUAUUUAAUGCCAAAUUUAUUUGCACAAACUAAACUAAUUUUUGUUCUAAGUUCAAAGCCUGUAAACAAUUUAAUGUAAACGCAAACCAUUUUUAAACAAAGUUCAAUGCCCUGAAACUAUUCAGUGUUGACCUUUUGCAAAUUGCAUAUUGCAUAUUUUAGCUGAGAUAAUGACUACACUUAUUUUUACAAAAGUAAGAGGGCUGAAACUGAAAAUUUCAUGUUUUCCAACGUUCAAGAGAGAUAACUUUGUCCAAUGUCAUCGAACCAUGACCAACUUCAAAGUUUGACACGUUACUAUAUAUCAAAUUUGAGUUGAAUGUGUUCAACCAUUAACGGAACGAACGGAAACUAAUUUCUUUUUCAAUGUUCUAGAGGGAUAAGUAAAACAGUAAUCAUCAAACCAUGACAAAAUACGAACUUGACCAGCGUAUUCUUGUGACAUAUGUAUAUGUAAAAUUUGAGUUAAAUAUUUACAACUGUUGGGUAGAUAAUGAACGUAAAAUGAAAUUUUCAUAUUUUUACAAAGUAAUAGGGGCAUAGCUCUGCUAAAAAUCAUCAAACCAUGACCAAAUUUGAACCUGACCUGUGCAAUUAUUUGGCAUAUCCAUAUGUCCAAUUUGAGUAGAGUGUGCAAAUGAUGAGACGGCAAUCAAUGGAAACUGAUUCAAAGGGGCAUAACUGCCAAAAAUCUCGAACCAUGACCAAAUUUUUAUGGCAGGGCAUUAAAAUGAUAUAGAUCAGGUUCCUUAAAUGGUAAUACUACCAACACUGGCUUUUUAUCAUGUUUGGCUUUUGCAGGUUGUAGUAGAUGAAAUCCGUUUCUUUAUACUGUAAACUGUUUAAGUGGUUUUAUUAUUUCUAUUUAUUGAAAUAAAUUAUAUUUUUUGCACACAUGUUAAUUCAAUAUUGUCUAUCUUGCCAUGUAUAAUUCAUUGAUUCCAUUUAAAUUGAUGUACAUGUAAUGCUGGUGAAUCAUGUAUGUUUUAUUGCAAUAAUAACAUGUUGGAUUCUUAUGCCAAAAUAUUUUUUGAAUUUUUCUGCCAUACAUCGGGUAUAUGUUUUUUGUUAUUUUCAUUUUUUUACUUGACCUGUAAUAGAGAAUACAGCUUCCUAUACAUAGUUUUGACAUUGUUAAUUUCAAAUUAGACAUAUUUAGUAAAAAUUUCAUAGAUUUUAACAAAUUUCUAAGAUAAAAUUAUUUUACUCAAAGAUCAGCAUGGUAUAUAUUUAAUUCAAGUUAUUUAUCAAAAUCAUGUACACAUCUAUAGUUAUAAGCAGUAUUUUAUACCAAUAAAGAAUAUAUCCCACGAGUCUUUUAACAUUUAUGUGCCAGUGUAUUUUACAUACAUGUAUUUUUAUUCUUCUGUCUGUUUGUUUUGUAGACUAUUUCGAACUUAUCAUUGAGCCUUUGUAUUAAAUUGAAAUACUUGCGU